Messenger RNA from Plasmodium malariae, 1299 nucleotides. Its product is annotated as conserved Plasmodium protein, unknown function. The record is from RefSeq and is a predicted model, not a curated record. The transcript is spliced from 3 exons. NCBI's taxonomy places the organism in Eukaryota, Apicomplexa, Aconoidasida, Haemosporida, Plasmodiidae. Bases 1 to 1299 code for a protein of 432 amino acids.
AUGAUAACGGAGAACGGUAUCAUAUUUUUAGGUACAGGUUCAUCAUCUUCCAGUCCAAAGUUAUCUCACAUUUUCAAAAAUUCAAAAAUUUUAUCGAAACAAAAUAUUAGGAAUUCAUAUAAUUCAGAAUUGAAAAAAGAAGAUUUUGACUACGUAGAGAAAUUUGUUGAUGAGUUGGCUUCGAAAGAUUUAGAAUGUAUUGAUGAGCUAAAUGAUUUGUAUUUAAGAAAAAAAUAUAAUGACUGUUCAGAUUUAAAAUGUUACACGUGUUACGAUGCAUUAAAUGAUAAUUCAAAAAAUAAGAGAAAUAAUAUUUCCGUUCUCCUAAAAUCAAAUGACUCUUAUGUUCUAAUAGACGUCGGAAAAACGUUUAGAGACAGCCUUUUGCGUAACAAGGAUAAAAUUAAUUUUUAUGAAAUUAAAUUAGACUUAGUCCUGAUAAGCCACAGUCACACAGACGCAUUGAACGGGAUAGAUGACUUGAGAGAUUUGCAAGAAUUUAACAAAAUAAAACAUGAUGAUAUCUGUUAUUACACGCCGAAAAAUCCAAUUGACAUAUAUGUGAAUGAAGUAACCUAUGAUCGAUUACGAAAAGGUUAUGACUAUUUAGUUAAGAAAAGAACAGAAAAUAUCUUUUAUUCAAAAAUUGCUGCACUUAAUCUAUAUGUUUUAAACGAUGAAAAAUAUAAUGUAUUAAUACAUGAGAAAAAGAAUUUGAAGGAAUUAACUGAUGAACUAGUUAAUAAUUCAAAAUAUAAUCAUAAUAAUAAAACAGAAAAAAAAAAUAAAAUAAAUGAUAUUGAUGAUAAAAAGGAAGGAGUAAAUACAGAUGAUGAUAAAGCCUGUAUAAAUAUACACACCUGUGACAAAAGAGAUGAAUAUGGUUUUGUCUAUACAAAAUUUGAUAAAGAUAAAAGUAUAAGAUUUAUUCCAUUUCAACAUGGAACAAAUUACAUUUGUGUUGGUUAUGUAAUAGGAGAAAAUAAAAAGUUAAUAUAUAUUUCAGAUUGUUCAUAUUUACCACCAUAUGUAUUAGAUUAUAUUAAAAAAGUAGGAUCACCUGAAAUUUUAGUUAUAGACGCACUUUAUUAUAAUUCGAAACAUUAUUCUCACUUCUCCUUGUAUGAAAGUAUACAAAUUGCUUUGAUAAUUAAACCAAAGAAAGUUUUUUUUAUAGGGAUGUCUUGUGAUAUUGAACAUAAUAUUACUAAUUUAUUUCUUAAAAAAUUGGCAAAAAAAUUUCCAGAUAUUUCUUUCGCCUUGGCACAUGACGGUCUGUUCGUCCCCUUCGAUUUUUAG